UUUGUUAGUUGUUUGUUUGUUUGUUUUGUUAAAGUUGUGAUUGCCCUGAUAACCUGUUGUUGAUCAUCAGUCCAAUGUUCUUUUUCCCUCUUAAUUUAUCACAGGGGGAACCUAGUAAAGUUUUUAUUAUUGUUUGGGGUUGAAAACAAAGAAUCGUUUACUCUACCAACUGUCGAGCUAUCCAGCUAUAUGUUGGCAGUCUCCCUCCCUUAUUUAAUCUUAAUUGACAAUAAGGAGACACAAAGACUUAGGGUGAGAUAUAGGUGGGGGACUGUCGAUUAUGGCCCAUAGUCUGCUCAAUGAAGAAAAAAGUGCGUGACGGCCGCCAUCCACUUUUCAUCCUGCGUUAUUUUGCAUAGAUAUUGUUUAGUACACAUUGUAGUUGGGUCACAUAAAGCAGAACGAAAAACCAGCAAACCAAUACUAAAUUCUACCCAAUAUAUUUAAAUCAAUUAUCACAAUAAUAAAUAUUAACAACAAAAAUUCAGGUGGAGAUCUCCGAUUUCUGCGUCAAACCAGUGACGUUAGAGGGCGCUAGACAAUCGUGCCUUUUUUUCGGAUAGACUGCGCGACGCACCCGUGAUGGAGGUAGGACAAAGCCAAGGACCUUGAUCCAUUUGACUCUUGAUAAUUUCAGUUAAAUUUCAAACCCAGUUUUGUUUAUCUCGACUGAAGAACUGGGAUCCAAGAACUGAUUCGUAAAUCUGUCAUUAUGUUAAAUUAGCACAGGAGAAGACGAUAUUGUGAACACCGAUCCACUCCAAAAACACCGACAGGACACCCCGCGAUGGACACAGGCUGCUGCAGUAGACGUCGUCUGGACAUAACAAAUGGAUGGGAUACCACAGGCACAACACACUGCAGGCCGAAUACUACACACUGUCAGACUUUUUGAAAUGCAGCUCACUCUGAUCUCAACAUAGAGCAACGAGUACAACAGUUGUCCAACGACCCAGUAGAUGAAUCACCUUGCUCUACCUAUAUUAUGCUAUAUCGAUGAAAGAAACUCGUACAUGUAGCUCCCGUCUACCACAUUACGCAAAACAGUUGAAAAACACUCUCCCAACGUUUCAUCCAGAAAGACCAGAGUCAUUGAUUAAAUUCUAUUGCAGAGUAUUGGAUUAUUAAAACCAUCCUGCUUAUCGAUCUACGCAUAUCUAACUUCAGAUGAUUGAUACUAUCACAAAGUAAUAACGUCUCAUUAUUGUGACUGUGAAGUAAAAGUGCAAUGUUUGUUGUGGCGCAAAUUUGGUCAAAACCACUGGUUUGAGUUUAGGUAGUUAAACUUAAAGGGACAUUCUUUCAUGGACAAAGAUGCAUUUUCUCAUGUCACAACGCUUGAGUUUUUCACACUUGUUGAAAUUGUUUGCACGCAAUUCAUUUCCAGAGGUCAGCGGAACAGUAGGUCUUCUUUGUUUCAACAACCACCGGAGGAAGUUUCAUCAUAAUAAAGCAAAUGAAAAUGUGCUAGAUGUACCUGAUCAACAUUUGCAAACCACUCAUUGGUCAGAAGAAGCCACACUCUAUGUCCAUUGGCCCUAUUGCCAGAGACGGUGCACGUAUUGUAACUUCAACAAGUACAUCAGAAGUAAUGUUGACAAUGACAAAAUGCAGCAAUGUCUUGUCAGAGAGGCCAAGACACUGAUCCAAGAAAGUGGAGUCAAACGCAUCAAGUCAGUAUUCUUUGGGGGAGGAACACCAAGUUUGGCCCAGCCAAAAACUUUGUCUGCCAUUUUGGAAGCUGUUUCUGGUGUGGUGAGUUUGCCCAAUGAUGCAGAAGUUAGCAUGGAAGGAAACCCUACUUCAGUGGGACGCAUCAAACUCUUGGAAUUCAAGCUAGCAGGUAUUAACAGAGUCUCACUUGGUGUGCAGGCUUUGAAUGAUAAGGAUCUGCAGUUGCUAGGGAGAGAUCAUACAUCAGAUGAAUCAAGAAAGUGCAUUGAAGAAGCCAGAAGACUCUUUCCAGGACGAGUAUCAAUCGAUGUCAUCUUUGGGCGUCCGGGACAGAGACUGUCCACCUGGGAAAAAGAACUACAGGAAGUUACUCAAAUAUGUGAUAACCACGUAUCUCUCUACCAACUCACCCUGGAAAGAGGCACAGCUUUAUUUAAGAUGUUUGAAGUCGGUGCUGUUGACUUCCCUUCUGAGGAUGUAACUGCUGAUAUGUAUGAGUUAGCUGUGGAGAUAAUGGCUAAUGAGAGACUGAACAGAUAUGAGGUGUCUAACUUUGCAAGGGAAGGCUUUGAGAGUCUUCACAAUCAAUCUUACUGGGAUGGGGGUCAGUACAUUGGCAUUGGACCAGGAGCCCAUGGUAGAUUUAUAUUAAGGAAUCCUACGGCUAAACGAAUACCAUCUGUCAAAAUACAAGGUCAUGAUAAUUGGAAUCCCAACCAGCUUAACCUACAGCCUGUACAGGUAAACCGUGAAGCAAGGAUACAAACUCUAGAACCAGAACCGUGGAUGCGUGAAGUCCUUAAAUACGGACACGGAACAAGGAAACGGGUCAUCCAGUCGCAACUUGAUGUCCUCCAGGAAUAUUUGAUGGUGGGGUUGAGAACAAGUAAGGGUGUCACAAACCAUCGCUGGGGACAGUUUAGUAAUGUCACAAGCCUCAGGGAGGUGUUUGAUGGGGAUGCAGUUGAUGAUUUUAUGAAGGGAGGGCUAAUUGUAAUGGAUCAGUUUGGAUUAAGAGCUACAGUAAAAGGAAUGUCAUUGCUUGAUUCUAUUUUACCACAUCUGUUGAUCAAACUGCAAAACUGGUUUAAAACUGUAAAAGCUGAUUAAUUGCAGACUUUUUGGGACUCUAUUUGAGACUUUGUGACUCGGACAUCCACAUGUAGGCUUACUUCUCUAUGAUCUGGGUUUGCAUUACAUUCUUAAGUGCAGCCUUCUGCAAGAUGGUUUAUUUGUUUCUUGAUACUGUGCUUUAAGAAACUUCUUGCCCCCCAAAUUAUGUUAUGCAUGCUGGAAGUAUAAAAGGUUUGCAGUAAACACUAGAUGUGAAUAUCACUUAGGAGUACAUGUACAUAGUUUCAAAACCAACACUACUCAAACGUGUUAUUCACACUGGUAAUACUGCAAACCUCUCAUAUUAUGAUAGCCAAAUGAUGUUUGAAAAUGGAAAAAUAGCACCCACAAUCUUGUAUUUGAUGGCCCACUGACUCCAUACAAACAGACAAAUACUGAAAUUGUCUAAAUACCUCAUUCUUAACAGCAUCCACACCUGUGACAUGAUUGUGCACCCUGAAACUAUCCCAUUAUAAAUCAGAAUUGUUUACACUUCAUUGACUUAUUCAACUAUCAUGUAGUCUUUUCUGUUCCUUGCUACUAAACUUACCUGUAUAAAGGAAAAAUGUAGAAAAUAAAACAACCAAACUUUGAUAAAGAUCACUGGA
Molecule: messenger RNA, 3395 nt
Organism: Asterias rubens (European starfish)
Lineage: Eukaryota; Metazoa; Echinodermata; Asteroidea; Forcipulatida; Asteriidae
Product: radical S-adenosyl methionine domain-containing protein 1, mitochondrial-like
Exons: 2
Coding region: 1315-2784 (489 amino acids)
Biological process (GO): porphyrin-containing compound biosynthetic process
Cellular component (GO): cytoplasm
Molecular function (GO): 4 iron, 4 sulfur cluster binding; coproporphyrinogen oxidase activity
Source: RefSeq, a predicted model, not a curated record